This is a messenger RNA of Pyrus x bretschneideri (Chinese white pear), 642 nucleotides long. RefSeq lists its product as uncharacterized. The record is from RefSeq and is a predicted model, not a curated record. Gene Ontology annotation, cellular component: membrane. Gene Ontology annotation, biological process: protein ubiquitination. Gene Ontology annotation, molecular function: ubiquitin-protein transferase activity. The transcript is spliced from 5 exons. The coding region runs from base 1 to 642 and encodes 213 amino acids. NCBI's taxonomy places the organism in Eukaryota, Viridiplantae, Streptophyta, Magnoliopsida, Rosales, Rosaceae.
AUGGAGACCGGGAGCAAGAUGGCAGAGAAAUCGGCGGCCUCCGGCGAAAGUAGUAGCACUGAACCAAUGGAGAAAGUAGAGGCAUUGAGUGAAGACAUAAAAGCAGGUCAUGGAUCCUCGAAUGAGAACAUAGAAGAAGGGCAGGGAUCUGGUAUUGGAGAACAAAAUGAAUGCAGAAUUUGCCAGGAGGAGGAUUACCUUCACAAACUCGAAGCUCCUUGCCACUGCAACGGCACACUUAAGCCCUAUGAGGCCGGAUAUACGAUGGUGACACCCCCACCACCGCCCAGUGCUCAAACCGAAAAUGUCACUGUUGGCAUCAGCAGAGAUGGAACUUAUAUUACGAUGGAUACUGAUCAGGCGGGGCUGCAAGCUGGGCAAAGGACUGCGCAGAUAGAGGCAGCGGCAGAGUUCCUCCGCCAACAGCAUGCUAUGCUGGCUAAUGGUGGUAAAUAUUUCAAUGCAGGUGUACUAUGUCGCAUUGCAGCUGUUAUUUGCCUCACAUUUCUUGUGAUGAAAGAUAUCUACUACAUCUACGAAAAUGGAGAGGAUAGCGAUUUGCUUACUGUCUUUUGUAACCGAAGUGAAGGCGAUUUGGCAGCGGGGGAGGUCUCAGUUGCAGCGUCGCACAGUAUGACAUGA